UAGGGCGGGUUUAAGUAAUGAAUCAAUGAUAGAUACUAGUCAGAUACAGCCAUUUUUGUUGUAGGUUUUAUUUUUUAAUGGGAAAAGGGUAAAGUCAACGUGAAUUGAUUAACCAUUUCCACAGUUUUUCUGAUGUUUAUGGGCUAUCCACCGAUUUUAUUUGUUUUUUUUUUGUAUCGGGGGUGUUUUAUCGGUUAAAACCGAAAAUCAGAAGCCCAAAUUAUAAGCAAUACAAUAAUUAAAUCGCGUCUGUGAAAGCUAAUCCUGGAACAACACUUCAUUUGGCAGCAACCUACAGUACAGGUCAGCUUGGAAAGACAGCAAACAAGUCCCUUAAAUAAUAUAUUUAACAAAACGCUACAUAUUAUAUUAAGGAUUAUUAUAAUCACCGUUGUAAGUACCAAUCCGAGAACACAAUUGUGGUUUUGCUGAAAUCAAAGUAUAUAUUUUUUUCGUUUUCUCUCUUCUCAUUCGUAUUCCAAAAUCAAUUUGGCAGAACCCAAUGCGAGAUUUUAAAGUGCAACCCGGAAGCGCAAUUCAGAAGGAGGCUUUCGUUACCACACAGUGAUUGCAGCGGGCAGCAACUGAGCACCCCAGUAAACAAUGCAGAGGUUUAAUCGGGUUCUCCUCAGAACCGGCAUUCUGGGUUCCCGGUUGUACUCCAGUUACGUCUCACGGAUGCGCUAUUUGUUCACAUUGAAGGAGGAGGAUGAGGCGUGCCGCAAGGCGAUGGACUCUGGCAGUAUCUACCUCUUCCACAAGCUGGCGCCACUGCUUCAGAAAGCAGAGUAUGAUGGAUACACAACUCCAGCAAUGCAGGCUUCAGACCUGAAGGGGAUUCUGGGAAAGCUGGGUCAGAAUGAAGACCUUCUGCAGGAGUCUAUUCUGAUUGGCUGUUCGGAGAGCCAUGUGACUCAGUUUGCUCUGGACCUCGGGGUACUGGAGAAAGAGAGCGUGGAGUCACAGGUUACUGGCAAGUUCGUGGAAUUGAGGAAGGCCUUCUUUCUCCUAAACGGACAUGAUCUUCCACUGAUAUCCCAGAGCCAGGCCCUGCUCCGCUGGCACCAGACCCACAGGUAUUGCAGCGAGAGCGGGCAGCUCACCCAGAGGAACCAGGCGGGCAGCAAGCGGUUGUGCCACGCCAAUGGGGCCAUCUACUAUCCACAGAUGGCGCCGGUGGUGAUCACCCUGGUGUCAGACGGUAGCCGGUGCUUGCUUGCACGACAGGCAUCCUUUGCCAAAGGAAUGUACAGCGCCCUGGCUGGGUUCUGUGAUGUAGGUGAGACGGUGGAGGAGACAGUGCACCGGGAGGUGGCGGAGGAGGUAGGUCUCGAGGUGGAGUCUCUGUGGUACACAGGCUCCCAGCACUGGCCUUUUCCAAACAGCUCUCUCAUGAUGGCCUGCCACGCUACUGUCAACCCCGGACAAACCCAGAUCAGUGUGAACAGUGUGGAGCUGGAGGAUGCUCGCUGGUUCAGCGCAGGAGAGGUGAGGGAGGCUCUGGAGCGGAAGAGACCGCCGAGGGAGCGAGCUGGCAGGGCCACGCCAGUCUGGGUCCCUCCCCGCACAGCCAUAGCCAAUCAGCUCAUCCGGGAGUGGGCCAAUCAACAACCCAAAUAGCAGCAAUGUUGUAUGGUUACAGCGUGGAUUACAGGGAGUCAGUGAGGGGUUAAUGUCUAAGGUUGGAGGUAGGGCUUACUUUAUCGGGUCUCAGACACAUGGAAAAACUAUAUCAGUAAAGAAAAUGACAGGCUAUAUGUUCUAAUUAAAAGACUUCACAAACUAAGCAUUAGCAUCACAGGGUCAUAAACAGAGACAUUACCAGACCAAACCCCUGUUGGUUUUCCAGUAGAGUUAGAUGUAAAAGUUGCUGCACAUGCAUUAAAGACAGCAGCUGUUAACCCUUUUUACCCCAUAAUACAAACCAAGUUAAACCCCACAACAAGCAUGGGGGCACACAGGAGAAAAAAGGGUUAAUAUCGCUAUAGCUCCACCACCUAUCCUUACAUAUCAUUCUGCACUGGUUUUUAAUAAAUACCUCAGAUUACAGUAAAAAAAUAUAUAUUAUUUUUUUUUUUAAAUGAAACGCAUUUUUUUAAAUGUACAUAAUUCUUAGUUUUAUGAACUUUAAUAAAAAUAAAAAAUAUAUACAAAAAACAA
Molecule: messenger RNA, 2160 nt
Organism: Acipenser ruthenus (sterlet)
Lineage: Eukaryota; Metazoa; Chordata; Actinopteri; Acipenseriformes; Acipenseridae
Gene: nudt13
Product: nudix (nucleoside diphosphate linked moiety X)-type motif 13
Exons: 9
Coding region: 604-1620 (338 amino acids)
Molecular function (GO): metal ion binding; hydrolase activity
Source: RefSeq, a predicted model, not a curated record